Babesia microti strain RI is the source of this 540-nucleotide messenger RNA. RefSeq names its product DNA-directed RNA polymerase III subunit C25. Gene Ontology annotation, biological process: transcription initiation at RNA polymerase III promoter; DNA-templated transcription. The record is from RefSeq and is a predicted model, not a curated record. Lineage: Eukaryota; Apicomplexa; Aconoidasida; Piroplasmida; Babesiidae. The transcript has 6 exons. The coding region runs from base 1 to 540 and encodes 179 amino acids. Gene Ontology annotation, cellular component: RNA polymerase III complex.
AUGAUGUUUAGGUUGGUGACAUAUAGGGACAGCGUUGAGAUUAAACCCUGUGAAUUCGAGAAAGAUUUAAACGAACUAUUCAUUAAGAAAUUAAACUCAAAGUACACAGACAAAAUAAUAGAUGGAUUGGGAUUGGCCAUAUGUGUAUCGGAUAUUAUUAGAUACGGAAAGGGGGCCAUUUUAAGGACCAAGGGCUCUGCCAUUUACAAAAUUGAAUUCAAAAUAGCAGUUUUUUCACCUUACAGACAACAAAUAAUUAAGGGUGUUGUUUGUCACUCUGAUAAUAAUGGAAUAAAAGUGAGUUUAGGAUUCUUUGACGACAUAAUUGUCGUGCCAAUGCAAAUGGAUAAAAAAAACAAUUUUGGCAACAAAAGUGGAUUAUGUACUAUUGAAAAUAAGAGUAAAUUGGUUUAUAAUGUGGGUUCUGAGAUUAACGUGAAAAUAGUCGACAUAAUAUACAAUUCAAGCGCUAGCAGCACGACGAGCGCUGACGAACGAGAGAUUCCACCUAUGGUUAUUUUGGCAUCAACAGAUUAUUGA